UUCUCCUGUCUUUCUUGCUGCCGCUUCCGGGUUCUAAUCGGACUUCCAAAACCCGAUCCAAAUAAAUUGUAUAUCCAAAUCGAUGCACGUUAUUAUUAAUUUAUUCUUGCUCACUUGUUAAAAACUCGAUUUCUUUAUAAAAUCACGAAAACCCUAGUUAGCUGGUGGAGCUUCGAUCCCGCCACCAUGGGAGAUUACAACGAUGCCUUCAUGCGCAACCCGAACGCCGCCGUUCGUGGCAGCGCUAAAGGACAGAAUCGUGCCAACGUUCUCCAGCUCAAACUGAUUGGGCAAAGCCACCCCACGGGUUUAACAGCAAAUCUUUUGAAGCUCUUUGAGCCUCGACCUCCUCUGGAAUUUAAACCCCCACCAGAGAAGAGAAAAUGCCCGCCAUAUUUAGGUAUGGCUCAGUUUGUGAGUCACUUUGCAGAGCCUGGAGAUCCGGAGUAUGCUCCUCCUAUCAAGGAAGCUGAAACUCCUGCAGAAAGAAAGGCUAGGAUUCAUGCAGCACGACUAGAAAAGGGUGCAGAAAAGGCUGCCGAGGAGCUCCAAAAAUAUGAUCCUACUAACGAUCCAAAUGUGUCGGGUGAUCCAUACAAGACAUUGUUCGUUGCUAGGCUUAAUUAUGAGACUACUGAGAGUAGAAUUAAAAGGGAGUUUGAAUCUUAUGGACCAAUAAAACGGGUUCGCAUGGUAGCUGAUAAAGUGACAAAUAAACCUAGAGGAUAUGCUUUCAUUGAAUACAUGCAUACACGAGACAUGAAAGCUGCCUAUAAGCAAGCUGAUGGGCGGAAGCUUGAUGGAAGAAGGGUACUAGUUGAUGUUGAACGAGGUAGGACUGUCCCAAAUUGGCGACCUCGCAGACUUGGCGGUGGACUUGGAACUACCAGAGUUGGGGGUGAAGAAGUUAAUCAGAAGCAUUCUGGGAGAGAGGUUCAGCAAUCAGGAGGAUCUUCUCGGUCUGAGGAGCCAAGGACACGAGAAGACCGGCAAACUGAACGGGACAGGGAAGUGUCUCGUGAGAGGGGAAGGGACAAGGAAAGAGAUAGGGAGAAGUCACGUGAGCGCUCCCAUGACAAGCCACGGGAUCGUGACCACAGAGAAGAUAGGCAUCAUAGAGAUCGUGAAAGAGAGAGAGACCGAGACAAGGAGAGAGAACGAGGCCGUGAUCGUGACCGUGAUAGGACACGUGAUCGAGGUCGGGACCGUGGCCGUGACUAUGAGCGUGAUCGAGAGAGAGACCGUGGUCGGGAUCGUGAUCGCACUCGGGACAGGGAGAGGGAUUAUGAAGUCAGUGACCAUGACCGUGGGCGCUCCCAUGAUAGGGAUGAGUCAAAACAUGAGAGGGAUAGACUUGGUGAAAGGGACUAUGAUCAUGCUGAGCCAGAGGAUGAUCGUGGCUGGUAUGAACAUCCUGAGCAGGGGCAAAGGCUGCCAGAUGCAGAAAAUGACCCGCGUUAUGAUCACUAUGAGCAUCAUAGAAGCAGGGGACAGUAUGAUCCCAUGGAUGUUCAAGGUGACCAUGACCGCUAUGAUCAAUAUCCAGACCGUGAUCGGUAUGAUCAAAUGGAGGAUGAUGAUUACCACUAUGAUCGCGGAACAUCCGAGUCACGUGAAAAGGAGCGUGAAUAUAGAAGAUCAGAGAGGUCGGUUUCCCGGGAUUAUGACAACUGAGAAUGUGGUCUGGCUGAAUGUCUGUCAUGCCCUUACUGGGGGAGGUUUCAUCAAGGUCUCUAGAAACCUUUCUAUCUCACAAACUGAAGUCGUUUGUUUUCUCCCUUAUUUGGUUUUAACUGUAUGAGUGUGUUUGUUCGACUUUCUCAGUAUUUUCCCUGCCUCUGCUAUCUGGUAUCGCUGAUGGAUUUGCAUUGUCAUGUGCUAGUUUUUGGACAGAAGUAACUUUCCUGUUUGGUUAGUUUUGUGCCUGCAUCUGAAAUGAAUCAAGGAUAUCUGCACUUGUUUUAA
Messenger RNA from Populus euphratica (Euphrates poplar), 1965 nucleotides. RefSeq names its product U1 small nuclear ribonucleoprotein-70K (gene U1-70K). Gene Ontology annotation, biological process: mRNA splicing, via spliceosome. Bases 187 to 1674 code for a protein of 495 amino acids. The transcript is spliced from 10 exons. Gene Ontology annotation, cellular component: precatalytic spliceosome; U2-type prespliceosome; U1 snRNP. The record is from RefSeq and is a predicted model, not a curated record. Gene Ontology annotation, molecular function: mRNA binding; U1 snRNA binding. Lineage: Eukaryota; Viridiplantae; Streptophyta; Magnoliopsida; Malpighiales; Salicaceae.